Ictidomys tridecemlineatus (thirteen-lined ground squirrel) is the source of this 12264-nucleotide messenger RNA. Lineage: Eukaryota; Metazoa; Chordata; Mammalia; Rodentia; Sciuridae. The record is from RefSeq and is a predicted model, not a curated record.
CUUCUCUGUGCUUUAUCUUUUUUUUUUUUUUUUUUGGCCGCGGGUGGUGAGGGUGUCUUUGCUGGGGCCAGUCCAUCUUUUGCCCCGGGCUCUAUGGCUGGAUUGUGGAAACUGCACCCCGCUGCAGGUUGUUGAGCGACUGAUGGGACGAUCUCAGGGACCCGCGGUUGCAGAAGGAAUGUUUAAUUUGUUAAGUUGGAGGAAAAAACAUGGAUUUUUAGUAAUUGAAGAACAAACUAAGGUUUCAUAUUUGGAAUAUUGGUGUUUCAAUUUUUGAGGAAUUUUUCUUUUACUUUUUGAUUUUGUUUUAAUUUUUAAUUAUCAAUCUUGGAGUACAGAAGAGGAACCACAAACACAGUGACUUUGUUUCACGUUUGAAACAUACAUUCUUGAGGAAUUCUCACGCCCAAGCCCACAGCCAUGUGGCCAUCACAGCUACUAACCUUCAUGAUGCUCUUAGCACCAAUAGUUCAUGGUGGCAAGCACAGUGAGAGACAUCCAGCCCUUGCUGCUGCACUUCGACAUGCUGAGCGCAGCCCAGGAGGCGCUCUACCACCCAGACAUCUCCUUCAGCAGCCUUCUGCGGAGCGUGCUACUGCUCAUCGUGGACAAGGGCCUCGUGGAGCUGCCAGAGGAGUUCGUGGUCCAGGUGCCCAAGGAGCACAGAUUGCAGCCCAAGCUUUCAGCAGAGCCCCAAUCCCAAUGGCAGUGGUCCGCAGAGAGCUCUCCUGUGAGAGCUACCCCAUCGAGCUCCGCUGUCCAGGAACAGAUGUCAUCAUGAUCGAAAGUGCCAACUAUGGGAGGACUGACGACAAAAUCUGUGACUCCGACCCUGCUCAGAUGGAGAAUAUCCGAUGUUAUCUGCCAGAUGCCUAUAAGAUUAUGUCUCAAAGAUGCAAUAACAGAACCCAAUGUGCAGUGGUGGCAGGCCCUGAUGUUUUUCCGGACCCAUGUCCAGGAACCUAUAAAUACCUUGAAGUGCAGUAUGAAUGUGUCCCUUACAAAGUGGAACAAAAAGUUUUUCUUUGUCCUGGACUACUAAAAGGAGUAUACCAGAGUGAACAUUUGUUUGAGUCUGACCACCAGUCUGGGGCAUGGUGCAAAGACCCUCUUCAGGCUUCUGACAAGAUUUAUUAUAUGCCCUGGACCCCCUACAGAACUGAUACCUUGACUGAAUAUUCAUCCAAAGAUGACUUCAUUGCUGGAAGGCCAACUACUACCUACAAGCUCCCUCAUAGGGUGGAUGGCACAGGAUUUGUUGUGUAUGAUGGAGCUUUGUUCUUCAAUAAAGAGCGCACCAGGAACAUAGUAAAGUUUGAUUUGCGGACUAGGAUAAAGAGUGGAGAGGCUAUCAUAGCAAAUGCCAAUUACCAUGAUACCUCCCCUUACCGAUGGGGAGGCAAAUCUGACAUAGACCUGGCAGUGGAUGAAAAUGGGCUCUGGGUCAUCUAUGCAACAGAACAAAACAAUGGUAAAAUCGUCAUUAGUCAGUUGAACCCUUAUACCCUGCGGAUUGAAGGGACAUGGGAUACUGCAUAUGAUAAAAGGUCAGCUUCCAAUGCAUUUAUGAUCUGUGGGAUUCUGUAUGUGGUCAAAUCUGUAUAUGAGGAUGAUGACAAUGAGGCCACCGGGAAUAAGAUUGACUACAUUUACAAUACCGACCAAAGCAAGGAUAGUCUGGUGGAUGUUCCUUUUCCCAAUUCAUAUCAAUACAUAGCAGCUGUGGAUUACAACCCCAGGGACAACCUACUCUAUGUGUGGAAUAACUAUCAUGUAGUGAAAUAUUCCUUGGACUUUGGACCUCUGGAUAGUAGAUCAGGACAAGCACAUCAUGGACAGGUUUCCUAUAUCUCUCCACCAAUUCACCUUGACUCUGAGCUGGAAAGACCCCCUAUUAGAGGAAUCUCUACUACAGGACCUCUGGGCAUUGGAAGCACCACCACAAGUACCACCCUUCGGACUACAACUUGGAGCCCAGGAAAGAGUACCACCCCAUCAGUGUCAGGAAGAAGGAACCGGAGCACCAGCACCCCAUCUCCAGCUGUGGAGGUUCUUGAUGACAUAACCACACACAUACCAUCAGCAUCCUCCCAGGUCCCAGCUUUGGAAGAGAGCUGUGAGGCUGUGGAAGCUCGAGAAAUCAUGUGGUUUAAGACCCGUCAAGGACAAAUAGCAAAGCAGCCAUGCCCUGCAGGAACUAUAGGUGUGUCAACUUACCUAUGCCUUGCUCCUGAUGGAAUUUGGGACCCCCAAGGACCAGAUCUCAGCAACUGUUCUUCUCCUUGGGUCAAUCAUAUAACACAGAAGUUGAAAUCUGGAGAGACAGCUGCCAAUAUAGCUAGAGAGCUAGCUGAACAGACCAGGAAUCACCUGAAUGCUGGGGACAUCACCUACUCAGUCCGGGCCAUGGACCAGCUGGUAGGCCUCCUUGAUGUCCAGCUCAGGAACUUGACACCAGGUGGAAAGGACAGUGCUGCCCGCAGUUUGAACAAGCUUCAGAAAAGAGAGCGCUCUUGCAGAGCCUAUGUCCAGGCAAUGGUCGAGACAGUUAACAACCUCCUUCAGCCACAAGCUUUGAAUGCUUGGAGAGACCUGACUACAAGUGAUCAACUACGUGCAGCCACCAUGCUGCUUGACACCGUGGAGGAGAGUGCCUUUGUGCUGGCUGAUAACCUUUUGAAGACUGACAUUGUCAGGGAGAACACAGACAAUAUUCAACUAGAAGUUGCAAGGCUGAGCACAGAAGGAAACUUAGAAGACCUAAAAUUUCCAGAAAAUAUGGCCCAUGGAAGCACUAUCCAGCUUUCUGCAAAUACUUUAAAGCAGAAUGGCCGCAAUGGAGAGAUCAGAGUGGCCUUUGUCCUUUAUAACAACUUGGGUCCUUAUUUGUCCACGGAGAAUGCCAGUAUGAAGUUGGGCACAGAAGCUAUGUCUACAAAUCAUUCCGUUAUUGUCAAUUCACCUGUUAUUACAGCAGCAAUAAACAAAGAGUUCAGUAAUAAGGUUUAUUUGGCUGAUCCUGUGGUGUUUACUGUUAAACAUAUCAAGCAGUCAGAGGAAAAUUUCAACCCUAACUGUUCAUUUUGGAGCUACUCCAAGCGCACAAUGACAGGUUAUUGGUCAACUCAAGGCUGUCGGCUUCUGACAACAAACAAGACACAUACUACUUGCUCUUGUAACCACCUAACCAAUUUUGCAGUACUUAUGGCACAUGUGGAAGUUAAGCACAGUGAUGCAGUCCAUGACCUUCUUUUGGAUGUGAUUACAUGGGUUGGAAUUUUGCUGUCUCUUGUUUGUCUCCUGAUCUGCAUCUUCACAUUUUGCUUUUUCCGCGGGCUCCAGAGUGACCGUAACACCAUCCACAAGAACCUCUGCAUCAGCCUUUUUGUAGCAGAGCUGCUCUUCCUCAUUGGAAUCAACCGAACUGACCAACCAAUCGCCUGUGCCGUUUUCGCUGCCCUCUUACAUUUCUUCUUCCUGGCUGCCUUCACCUGGAUGUUCUUGGAGGGCGUGCAGCUCUACAUCAUGCUGGUGGAGGUUUUCGAGAGUGAGCACUCACGGAGGAAGUACUUCUACUUGGUGGGCUAUGGGAUGCCCGCGCUCAUUGUGGCUGUGUCUGCGGCUGUGGAUUACAGGAGUUAUGGGACAGACAAAGUAUGUUGGCUCCGACUUGACACCUACUUCAUUUGGAGUUUUAUAGGACCAGCAACCUUGAUAAUUAUGCUUAAUGUAAUCUUCCUUGGGAUUGCUUUAUAUAAAAUGUUUCAUCAUACUGCUAUACUGAAACCAGAAUCAGGCUGUCUUGAUAACAUCAACUAUGAGGAUAACAGACCCUUCAUCAAGUCAUGGGUUAUAGGUGCAAUAGCUCUUCUCUGCCUGUUAGGAUUGACCUGGGCCUUUGGACUCAUGUAUAUUAAUGAAAGCACAGUCAUCAUGGCGUAUCUCUUCACCAUUUUCAAUUCUCUACAGGGAAUGUUUAUAUUCAUUUUCCAUUGUGUCCUACAGAAGAAGGUACGAAAAGAGUAUGGGAAAUGCCUGCGAACACACUGCUGUAGUGGCAAAAGUACAGAGAGUUCCAUUGGCUCAGGGAAAACUUCUGGUUCUAGAACUCCUGGACGCUACUCUACAGGCUCACAGAGCCGAAUUCGUAGAAUGUGGAAUGAUACGGUCCGAAAACAGUCAGAGUCCUCAUUUAUUACUGGAGAUAUAAACAGUUCGGCAUCACUCAACAGAGGGUCCUAUCUUCCCUGCAUUCAGGCGUGUGUAUCAUAUUUAGGAGCCAUGGCUAAUCAUCUUAUAAGCAAUGCUCUGCUUCGUCCGCAUGGUACUAACAAUCCCUAUAAUACAUUGCUUGGGGAACCGGCGGUCUGUAACAACCCUUCUGUCAGCAUGUACAACGCACAAGAGCCCUACAGAGAGACAAAGGGGCUUCUGAACAAUGCCAGGGAUACAAGUGUCAUGGAUACUCUACCACUGAAUGGUAACCAUGGCAAUAGUUACAGCAUUGCCAGCGGCGAGUACCUGAGCAACUGUGUGCAAAUUAUAGACCGCGGCUAUAACCAUAAUGAGACCGCCCUAGAGAAAAAGAUUCUGAAGGAACUCACUUCCAAUUACAUCCCUUCUUACCUGAACAACCACGAGCGUUCCAGCGAGCAGAACAGGAAUCUGAUGAACAAGCUGGUGAAUAACCUCGGCAGUGCAAGUGAAGAUGAUGCCAUUGUCCUCGAUGAUGCCACAUCCUUCAAUCAUGAGGAGAGUCUGGGCCUGGAACUCAUUCAUGAAGAAUCGGAUGCUCCUUUGCUGCCCCCAAGGGUUUACUCCACCGAGAACCACCAGCCACACCACUACAGCAGAAGGCGGAUCCCCCAAGACCACAGUGAGAGCUUUUUCCCUUUGCUAACCAACGAGCACACAGAAGAUCUCCAGUCACCCCACAGGGACUCCCUCUAUACCAGUAUGCCAGCACUGGCUGGUGUGCCCGCCGCAGAGAGCGUUACCACCAGCACCCAGACCGAACCCCCAGCAGCCAAAUGUGGUGAUGCCGAAGAUGUUUACUACAAAAGCAUGCCAAACCUAGGCUCCAGAAACCACGUCCAUCAGCUGCACACUUACUACCAGCUAGGGCGCGGCAGCAGUGAUGGAUUCAUAGUUCCUCCAAACAAAGAUGGGACCUCUCCGGAGGGAAGUUCAAAAGGACCUGCUCAUUUGGUCACUAGUCUAUAGAAGAUGACACAGAAAUUUAAACCAACAAAACUGCUAACACCUUGUUGACUGUUCUGAGUUGAAAUAAGCAGUGGUAAUAAUGUGUGUACUCCUAAAUCUUUAUGCUGUUCUCAAAAGACAAACAAAAACUCUUGACUUUUUCUUUUUCUUUCUUUUUUUUUUUUUUAAAGUGGGAUUUUUAGGUCAGCCCAGGGGAGAAAGAUAACUGCUGAAAUCCCCCUGUGCCCUUUCCUUUCUUGUCCUUCCCCCCCCUCAGAUGGAGACUUCAUUAUGUUAAUGAACGAGAUAUGAAGAAAAUGGCGCUCAUUGUGGCCUUGUUGAAUUAUGUUGUGUUUGUUUUAACAUCUCUGAUGCUCUGUUACUAUACUUACAAGGACCUGAUUUUUGAAAGGCCAGAACAAUUGUUUGCAAUUAGUAACAAUGCUGCAUCUAGAUUGGAGUGCUGCACAAACAAACAUAAAAGAGAAGCAAAACUGUUAUCACAUAGUGGUUUAUGGUCACUCACCACCUGUUCACCACAGCAGGAAUAGCUGUGGAAAACAAAACAACAAAAUUAAUAAUGAAAUGGAGGGGAAUUCUAGAAUUAUAUGCUAAAUGCAUAUUUUAUGAUUUGCUGUAUUAACUGAUGAUAAAACUAAUGGCAGAAAAAAAUUGAACAAUUUCUAUGUAAUGUACAGAUACUAGCAUUGCACAUAUAGUCUGCUUUCUGUUCCUCCAGAAUUUGAGUCCUGUUAAUGUAGUGGGAAAAAAAAAAAAAGAAAUUUUCUUUUUCUUUUGUGCUAGUCUUGCAAGUUUGUCUACCAGUAAAAAAAAAGAAAAAAAGAAAAAAAAAGAAAAAAAAGCAAAGUUUCCUCCUUUUUUUUUCUUCCUUUCUUCAUUUUCUUUUUCUUUGCCUCCCCGCCCCCCUACUUGUUUACUUUAAAACUUCACCUGGGAAAUAAAUAAAUAAAUAAAUAAAUAAAACUAUCACUUUAUAAGAAUCAUUUUCUAGUAAUGCAAACAAAUUAUUUUUUACAAAAAAGAAAAGAAAAGAAAGAAACUUAGAUUUCCUUCCCUGACUAUAUAUCUUUAUCCAGCUAGAAGAUUUCCAACAGCAUUUUUGCAAAUUAGAGCAGGACGAACUUUCAUGUUUACAGGGCACAUCUGUUGUAAUGCAAAGCAUAUUUGGCAAGCAGUUCAUCACCAAGACAGUAGCUAUGAUUCUAGAAGUCAAGAGGUGUCUAUAGGACUAGUGGGGCUUCUGCAUGUGAAAAAAACGGUAUUUCAUAGACGAUAAAGUGCUGAAUGCUCAGUCUGGCCCCCAAGCGGGCACCUGCACUACCAAGUUUUAGAGGAAAUUCAUUCCCUGGUAGUAAGAAUUAAAAGGUCAAAUAAUUUUGAAGUGAUUUUUUUUAAGUCUUCUGUUUAUUAACAGGAAAAUUUAUUUAUUUGACAGGAUUUUAAGUAAUGUAGGAUACAAGAGGUAAAUUAGCAGCACAUAUAAUUUUUUUUUUAAAUUUCUGAUCCAUUUUGUAUGGUCUCAAAGUUGGAUGACCUCAUUACUAAUAUUUGUUGUAAAAGUGAAACUUGUUUGCCAACCAAUAAACAACUGAUUGAGAUUUAGAAGAUAUUGUAUUGAUGUAUGUACUAUAUUAUUAAUUUUCCUUUGCAUUUUUUCUCGCCUUUCUUUCCCUCUAUUUUCAGUAUAUAAACUUUGCUAACCCUCUGUGACCUACGUAAGCCAUGAAAAAGAAAUCAAUCUGACUCAACAAAUAACCUAAGCACAAAAUGAUAAUCAGUUUUGCAGACAAAGUCAACCAGAAAAUGGGAUGGACAUCUUUAUGUUGUCUAAAACAAGAUGCAUUACUUACACUCAAGCAGGUUAACAUAUAGGUUACUGUAUGCCUAUUUAUAAACCCACUGUAGUUACUAUGCUUAUUUUAAUAAACAGAUGCAAUCAGAGAUUCAAAUAUCAAAUUACAAUGGAAUCAUUUUUCCUCUUUCAUAAGCUCCAUUUUGAUAAAGAAAUUUAAAUUUAUUCCAUUGGCUAAAAGCUGCAAGAAUCAUGGCAAAGAAAACAUUUUUAAAGGGCACUAUAAACCAUUUUUUUGUGCCAUUUUUUCUUGUUAUAAAGGAGGAAAGAGGAGGGGAAAUAUAAAUUCUUUCAAAGAAACUUUCUUGAUUUUCGAUUACUCCAGAUCCUUUUCCAGCAGUAUUCAACCAUGGAGUUCUUUCUAAGCAAAACUACAAUGAACUUGCCAAUUCAUAAUUUCUCUUGUUCUAUGCCUUGGGAUUUUAUUUUUCAAAAAUCUACAUGAUUGUCUUAAAAUGAUAAAAAAUAGUGUAGACAAUGGCCAGUAAUCCAUACAUAGUUAUAAAAUAUAUGACAAAAAAAGUUGUACUGGUCAGAGUACAUCUUAACUGUUUCAUCACCUUAAAAUAUCUUAUGUCUCAUUUCUUUUUAGUCAAUUGAUAUAAAUGUUUCCUUAAAUUGGAGGAGUACCACAGGCUUCAGCAGCAAUGAGGUUUCCCUAACACCACCCAGUGGCCGUAUUAGCACCUGAAAGGUGUUUAACUCACUUGAUGCCUAGAUUAUAUGUGGCCAGAAAAGAACCCUUCUUUAACAUGUAAAACAUAACUCCAGAAACACACAUGUUGACUGUGGAUUGCCAGUGCUUAAGCUUGGUGUGACAAACAGUAAUCUGUAUGGAAGCAUUUCUAAGUAAGAAGCUAGAUUCACAGAACAAUGGGGAAACUACCUCAAUUCAGCUUGCUGAUUUUCUGAUAUUGCUACCUCCUUGCUUGUGAUCUUUUUGUGUUUUAUUAUAUGGAAAUUUGAAGCAGGUAACCUGCCCAGCUCUGCAUAGACCAAGUGGAAGAAAGAUCACUUGGAACACCUUAACUGGUACAGAAGUCUAUGCAAUAUAAUAGGUUAAUACCAAGCUCUUGCAUCAAGAUGAAAGUGUGAGAUUUUUUUUUUUAACCUCUCCUCCAUCAUAAUUGGUGUGCUUUCAGAGAGAAUUAAGUUCCCAAAGAUUUUGACAGGAAGAGAUUGUUCCUCCGAAUUUGAUGUGACUAUUAAUGAAAACAGUGGAUAAAGUAGUUAAUUGCACAUGUAUUUCAAUAGAAAUUUGCAUAAAAUAUGUAUUCAUUUAGUCCUAUGUACACUAGCAAGGGUUGAAUUCCUGAACUUCAAUUUUCCCCUCAAAUGCCUUUUUCAAGCAAAGUUACUGAUGAACUAAUAAUUUUUUAAAUUUUUUUCUAUCACCUUUAUUGACUCCGUUUUUCCAAUAUUUUAUGAAAUUCAUGAUUUACUUAUCUGAAUAUUUUCAAUGUACUUGGUUUUCCAUUAAGAAGUAAAUUUCCAUUCAACAUACAUAAUGUAUGUGCAUAGCACAUUAUUUAGCCAGAUGAAAGUAAAAGCUAAGUAUUGCUUCCUAGUAAAAUAAUAUUUUGUAAUGUUUUAUUUGAAUUUUAUUUUUUCUUUGAAAUCUAAGUCAUAUGAUGGUUUUAUCAGGACACUAGCUAAUGGUCCUCAUGUUUAAUUGAUUUUGAAACUAAUGGACUGUUCUACAGCAUAUUCCUAACUGAUAAUAUUUAUGAUGAAACCCAAAUUUUGGGAAGAAGAAAUAGAUUAAAAUUUCAGUUAAAGUUUAUGAGCAUCCCUCCUUGUUUCCAUUCUAUUAAAAUUUAACUACUAGAUUUGAAUGAUAAAAAAAUAUGCUAAAAUUAUCAUAAUGACAAAACAAAUGGCAUGAGAACAAUUUUCAUAAAAGGAAAAUUAAUAAGGAAACUAUAUUAACCAAAAGCAAAUAAUAGAAAUUCCCUUAACUUCCUGUAAAAAAUUCACAAUGACUCUAAAUUGAAAGUUUAUGAUCUGUAUUUUUAAGAUUCCCAAUAUGAAAAUAUUGACAUUGAAAUGAUCUUUAAAUUUAGAUAUUUAAAUUUUAAUAUUAACUUAGUUGAUGUGAUAAAAUUUUUCAUAAUAAUGCAGCAUAUAAAGGAAUUGGUAACAUUUAUAAAGAUCCAUAUAAUUAAUUUUAGGCAAUAUCUUCAGCUAUAUGUGUUCAAUUCACUGACUAGUUUCAAGAUCAAUAUUAAAAACUUUUAUGACUGACUUUCUGCAUUACUGUAUAGACCAAAAGAAAAGAGGAAAAACAAUGUCUUGAGUUGUCUAAAGAUCAAUUCUGAACUAAACUAUUGUCAUCAUCUAUUAAUGAAAGAAUAUUUUUUAAGUUGUUCAUUAGUACUGUAUCAAAGUGCUACUAUUUAGAAUGUUUUUGAAAACAAAAUAAAACACUGUUGAACUACAAAUGCAUGUCAAUUCAACCUCAGCGAAUGAAAAACUAAAACAAAAUUUUAAUCUGGUUUUGAGCAAAUACAAGGAUACUGGUAUGAAUGGCCUUUCUUUAACAAACAUACUGAGAUAAAGUAGCCCAAGGUAUUAAGAUAUAAUUAGUUUAUUUUUAGCAAUUCAUAAAACUCAUCAUGUCAUUGUUAGGCAUUCCUAAAUAAUACUUUACAUCUCAUAUUAGAUUUCUGCGCAUUGAAAUGUUUGAAAGGUGGCGGCCCAGAUGCAAAGCAGCAUAAGAAUAGCUUAUGGAAGUGUUUCUGUGCAAAUUAAUUCCACAUAAGACUCUUCUUUGAGCUCAUAAAAUAGAUUCAAGAGAAUACAAGAGUAUGUUCAAUUUUGUAAUAAGAAAAUAGGUCUAUAUCAAACCAUCUGAAAAAUAUUAUUAGACAUUUAACCAUAUAUAUCCUAGAAAUGAAAAUGUUGAUAGUUGUUUCUUUCUUGUUCAGCCAUAAGACAAAAUUCUAUUUACUACUUUACUACUUUAUUUACUCCUCUUUGCUUUAAAAGGAAAACCAGUCUUUAACGUUCACCUGUACACAUACUUACAAAUCAUAAUUCCUUUUAUUUAACUUUCAGAGAAAAUGAAUCACAAUUAUUGCAAACUUUGUGAUUUUAUAAGACAGGUGGUUAAUAUAGUUUUACAUAUUCUCAUUUGAUAUAUUUAUUUUUAUUCUUUUAAAAAAAUUGUUUAAAGUCAGCACUUCUUUAACAUCUAGCAUCUUUAAGUUAAAUGUCUUGAUAUAAACUAUUUGGAUAUUUCUUUCUCUUAAUAGUGUCAUCUGCAAUUUUUUCAUUGAUAACUUGUGCCUCUUUAGAGUAUGUCAAAAGUAAACCGCAAACCAUUAUUCAUGUAAAGAAGCAGGAGACUGCAUAUAAAAAUGACCUCUGUUGUGAUAAACAACACUUUUCAACUACAAUAUGACAGAUGAAUAGAACCAAGUUGCCAAGACCUAAUUUAGAUGAUAAGACCUAAAUGAGAAUUAUACAGGAAAUGCUUUAGAAAAAAUAACAAAAUCAUAUAUCUUGAUAAAAAUGUUAUAUACUAUACCAAAUGCUGAUUUGUUCAGAAAACAUUAAAUUGGAGUUUACCAUAUUAUAAUUUCAUCCUGCUAAUUCCACAGAAAACACUACAUACUUCUAGCACUAUUUAGAUAGUUUGUGUCUAGCUAAACCUAAAAAAAUAUAUAAAUGUUUAAAAAAUAUAAGUAUUUUGCCUCAAUUCACAUUCAUUUUCUAAUCUGCUGACUCAAUCGUACAGAAACACAGUUAGUGCUACUAGUAGCUUUGUACCUUUUAGAGCUUUAUUAUGAAUCUAAUAAGCAUUAAAUUAAUAUUGAAAUUAUGUAUGUUGUACAAAGUAACUCAUAAUCAAGCAAUAUUCAUAUUAAAGGAUAAUUCAUUAUACAUAUGAAUAUUACAUUAAGGCUGAAAAAAUAAAUAUACUACUAAAAAUUUUACUCUCAAAUCCUCUCUUCAAUUACUGCAGUCAAUUGACACAAUUCUGCAGGCAGUUGUGCACAUGGUGGAUUAUUAAAAUACCACAUAAUCCAAAUGCAUCUAAGUGUAUUCAAUGUUCCUUUCAUUCUAAAUGCUAAAGGAAAAACUUGAAAGAAGAGGAAAAUAGACUUCUAAGGAUCUAAUUUAAACAUUGUUAUUCAGAUUGAAUAAUUUUAAAAUGAGAAUGCUACACUAUUUGAUCUGAGGCAGAGGUUACAAAAAAUUUACUUAGGCAAAAAUCAGGAUUUUACAUUUAGAGGAAUUCAGAUGGUCUCAAUUGCCUAAGAUUGCUAAAAUUCACACUCCAUUGGAAAGGAACUAUCUUUAAAAUCUAAGCCUAAAUAUCACUUUUUAAAAUGUAAAAAUUCCUCUGAUUCUUCUGACAGAGAAAAAUGAUCCUGAACCCAAAACGAAAUACAUUGAUUGAUUAACCUCAAAAGGUAUUUGGCAAAAUUAGUGUAUCAACUAUAAUAGCAGGUAGAGAUUUUUGGAAUUGAAACUCAGUAUGCAGUGAGGAAGAUGGUGUCCUCAUGUGCUAACAACUGCCUGAUCCUCUAGAGUGUAUAUUUAAUGCCUUGCAUUUCAAGUUGUCCCAAUGGCUUAAGCUUUGACAUUUUGAAUCAUUUAAAAGUUAUUUGAUAAUAAAAAUUUCCUCUAUCAUUCUAGUAAUAAAAAGUGGUAUGUUUUGAAACAGCUGUAGAUAAUCAGAUGUGUGCAUUUAUAAAUAAAUCUCAUUUGUUUGUAUAUUCUAACACUGACCUUUGCCUGUGAACUACAAAAUCAAGAUCUGUAGAGUCAGGUUGAUUUCCCUUCAUUUGGCUUCUGUGAAUGCAUUGGAAGUGGACAGAUAAUUUGGAAGAUUUUUCAUACUGUUUUCCCUCUCACCAAACAUUUAAUCUAAUUCAAGAUAUAUCUUUUAAAAAACAAUAGUAUACUUAAAAAAAACUAACAAAUAAUUGAGCUAUUCUUCACUGAUAAGAAAAAAAUCACUUUUCAAAACAAAAAUCUAGCUAAUACAGCUUUGGUCUUUUAGGAUUCUCAUAUAUUUCCACACGGAAUUAUUCUUAUCAUAUACACCUACCAGAUUUCAAGCUACUGGAUUUUUUUCUCUUGUACAACCUUUUCAUCCUUAAAAAAAAAAAUGCUCUGUACAAUCACAUGUAAAACCAUGAGCUACAAACCUCAAUAAAAAAAAUAUCAGUAAACAAUAA